Centropristis striata (black sea bass) is the source of this 2309-nucleotide messenger RNA. RefSeq lists its product as uncharacterized. The coding region runs from base 16 to 1569 and encodes 517 amino acids. Gene Ontology annotation, molecular function: calcium ion binding. Gene Ontology annotation, biological process: cell-matrix adhesion. Lineage: Eukaryota; Metazoa; Chordata; Actinopteri; Perciformes; Serranidae. The record is from RefSeq and is a predicted model, not a curated record. The transcript has 13 exons. Gene Ontology annotation, cellular component: extracellular region; lysosome.
UGGCAGUGGGUGCAGAUGGGGAGCCUCACCAGCUUGUUUUGUUUGCAGAGGAAAGUGUAUCUACCGUCAGACAGCAUGAGAGCCCUUGUCCUGUUUGUGUGCCUGGCAGUGGGCUGCCUCGCUCCGAGACCACAGCCAUGCACAUCCCCACCACUGCUGACUGGACGCUUCUCUGUGUCCACACAGAAUGAAAAGCUGUGGUCGUACGCCAAAUACUUGUACGAUGCUAUGGGACAACGCAUCCGCUUCAUGGAGAUUGGAAAUUACGAGAAUAAGACAUUCACGCAUGACGUUCUGAUGCUCUACAAAGAGGCUGUCAUGUACGAGAUUAACGACCAUGACCGCACAUGCAAGAAGAGUCCUCUGAAGGCAGACUUUCCAACUAUGGGAAUCCCAAAAGACGCAACUCUGCUGGAUCAGUAUGUUGUGGGCACUUCAUCUGGACCUGGAAAAGGACUCCUGGUUAACACUUGGACAGGAGAAUUGCCUGAAAAAGCAGGAAAAUACAUAAGUACAGUCACUGAAUUCGGAUGCAUCCCUGUCAGCAUUUUGUACAAAACUGACCAGUAUGGAUGGAUAGUGCUAAGCUACUUCAACAACGUCAUUGGGAUUCCAGACCCCAGUCACCUCAACCCUCCAGACUUCUGCCAGGACGCAGAGAUGAACAGUGAAGAGGAGCCGGCAGACUUUCUCAGCCAUCUGUCACCGUUCUGCAGCAGGUACUGUGUUUUGCUCGCUCCCGAUGCGCGCUCCCGAAGCAUGCUCCAUACUUAUGCAACAAUCAUCAGGAAAGGUGUAAAAGGAUGGAUAGAAAACCUGGCAGUGGAUCCAGACCAGGAGCCUCACCAGCUUGUUUAUAAGGAAGUGAGCGCUCUGAGGCAGCAGCAUAUUUGUUUGCAGUGGAAAGUGUAUCUACUGUCAGACAGCAUGAGAGCCCUCGUCCUGUUUGUGUGCCUGGCAGUGGGCUGCCUCGCUCAGAAACCACAGCCAUGCACAUCCCCACCACUGCUGACUGGACGCUUCUCUGUGGCCACCGCAAGUGGGAAGCUGAUGGCUUAUGCCAAGUACAUGUAUGACGCACUGGGACAGCGCAUCCGCUUCAAAGAGUUUGGAUCUUACAACAAUAAAACCUUCCAGAUUGAGGCACUUUUACUCUUCAGACAGGGUGUCAUGUACAAGAUCAACUACAGGAACAGAACAUGCUGCAAGAAGUCACUGUAUGCAAACUUCCACCCACUCGAGAUCCCACAGAAUUCCACCCUGCUGGCACAGGUUGUGUUGGGCAGCUCCUCUGGUCCAGGACAGGGACUCCUGGUCAACACCUGGGCUGGAGAGGUGCAGAUGAAGAAGGGGACAGCACAGUACAUGAGCACUGUCACCGAGUUUGGAUGCAUCCCCGUCAGCACUCUGUUUCAUACCAGUAGAAGUGGAUGGGUGAUGACAAGCUUCUUUAACAACGUGAUCGGAUUAGUGGACCCUCAAAAGCUCAUCCCUCCAGAUUUCUGUAAGGGCGCCCAGCUGGAGGAAGAGAAGGAUGAGGAGCCAGAGACCUUCUUCAGCUUGUUUUAAAAUGGAAUCUUUUCAGAAAUGUUGUGCACCGUGCUGAUGAUAUCUACUGAUUAUGAUUCUUUGCACUGAUUUGUUUACUUAUUUACUGUUACUGGUGUUGCAACCUUUGUGUUCUAGCGUUAAAAAACAAUCAGGGAGUAAGUCAAAUGUUACAGCUUUUCAUUAUGGUGUUUUGGUUUUUGUGGAAUAUUAAAAUUUGUGUAAUGAGGUCUUUUGUCUGAUUUCAAGAGUUCACAGCCAUGCCAGUUGAUCUCUGAAGUCUGACAAUAGAUGUGUCAUUACUCUACUAAUUACUCUACUAGCACAUAGUAUCAUAUAGUCGUUGUGUCCAUUCAUAAAGUUGAUUAAAAUAACUACCCUCUAUGAACGGGAUUGAUUGAAAGGACUAGUGUUACACAGCCUUCCCAAGACACAGUACGGCAUUCAUUUAAUCUACCUGACAAGCUAUAAAUGCCCUUUCAAGUUUGUGAACUGAUUUACAUUGCUCAUGGAAAAAAAUAUAAAAUAAAUAGAGCUUCAAUACUGCCGUUUCAUGAAAGUCCUUUUAUAAAUUCUACCUUUGUGAAGAUUAUAAUGCUCAGUAUUUGUUAAUACUGGUGUAGAGAUGUCUAGCAUGAUCAACGUACUUUGCUAAAGUGUUUUUACACAUUUUUGGGUAAACUACAUUCUGUUUGCACUUUUUUUCUCCUACAUUUUUCGACAUACUAUAUUAUACAGUUUUUAUUAAAUCUUUGGACCUA